Molecule: messenger RNA, 1977 nt
Organism: Sparassis crispa
Lineage: Eukaryota; Fungi; Basidiomycota; Agaricomycetes; Polyporales; Sparassidaceae
Product: Nuclear protein localization protein
Exons: 7
Coding region: 1-1977 (658 amino acids)
Biological process (GO): ubiquitin-dependent protein catabolic process
Cellular component (GO): nucleus
Molecular function (GO): ubiquitin protein ligase binding; ubiquitin binding
Source: RefSeq, a predicted model, not a curated record
AUGUUGAUCAGAAUCAGGUCGAAGGAUGGAAAUUUUCGGUUUGAUCUGUCACCUACGACCGAUAUAUCAGAACUGGCGACGAAGAUUCUCGAGACCACACACAACGCCGAUAUCUUGACACUCGCGAUUUCUAAUCGUCCCAGGGGAAACGAAACGUUGGUGUCCACCUUGGCAGGACGCAACUUGCAGGACUUGGGUCUCUCGCAUGGAGAUCUUGUUUUCGUCUCCUAUAAAUCACAACCCGAUGCCACCUCCAAUACUCCUGGGACCGACUCAUUCCCUGCGCCGAAAGCUACAAGCAGCACCUCAAAUCAUCCAUGGGAAUCUGUACAAGAAGACCGAGUUGAUAAGUACUGGCGCUCGCGCGAUGGUAUGAUUCCGCGCUCGCGCGACGCACGUUUCUGCAAGCAUGGCGCGAACGCGAUGUGUGACUACUGCAUGCCCCUCGAGCCGUACGACGCGUCGUACCACACGGAGCACAACGUCAAACACCUGUCAUUCCACGCAUAUCUUCGCAAGCUCACGCCGAAAGGCUCUGCAUCCGCGUCCGCGACGGCGUCUCUGCCGCCCCUCUCUCAGCUUUCGUACAAGGUUAAGGACCCAUGCCCCUCGGGUGGACAUCCGCCGUGGCCAGGGGGGAUUUGUACGGCAUGCCAGCCAUCCGCUAUCACGCUGCAGAGUCCGCCAUUCCGGAUGGUGGACCAUCUUGAGAUAGCGUCUAGGACAAUCGUGGAGCGCUUCCUUGCGGCCUGGCGCGCGACAGGCAUGCAGCGCUUUGGAUGGCUGAUUGGACGGUAUGAGCCCUACGACGAGGUACCUAUGGGCGUGAAGGCGGUUGUUGAGGCAAUUCACGAGCCCCCGCAGGAAGGCGAGCUCGAUGGGCUGAGUUUAGGACUGCCUUGGGAAGAUGAGCCCCGCAUUAGAGCGCUGGCUCAGUCCGCAUCUCCUCCACUGACGGUUGUUGGAUACAUUUUCACGGAUUUGGAUCCAACACCCGAGGACCGGACGAAGAAUGUGUACAAGCGUCAUCCACAAUCCUUUUAUCUGUCCUCGCUUGAAGCGAUUUUCGCGGCGCAUGUGCAAAGGGCCAAUCCGACGUCGUCGCGUGCCUCACCCUCAGGCUUGUUCGCGUCGCGUAUGGUGACGGCAGUGCUAACAGGUACUGCGGACGGUGCAAUUGACGUGUCAGCUUACCAAGUUUCGGAGCAAGCCUGUGCUAUGGUGGAGGCGGAUAUGAUCGAGGCAAGUGUAGAUCCUAACAUUGUGCGCGUUAAGGAAGAGGACAGGAGCCAAGACACAGCCCGCUAUGUCCCGGACGUUUUCUUCACGUAUAAAAACGAAUACGGGCUAGAGGUGAAGAAGAGUGCCAAGCCAUGUUUCCCCGUUGAAUACCUCCUAGUCAACGUAUCCAACGGAUUCCCCCAGAAUCCAUCUCCCCUCUUCCACUCUACGUCCUUCCAAAUUGAGAACCGCCCAGGACUGGAAGAUCAGCACAUCGAGCGUGUCCUGCGCGAGCUGUCGCGUCUGCGAGCACCGGAAAUUCCGGAAAGCUCUCAUGGUGGUGACCCACAACUUCGUGCAGAGCUUGCAAAAUGGCUAAGCGAUUGGCACCUGGUGGCUUUCCUUGGCUCGACGCAGUUGAUAUCUCAUGACGAUAUGCAAGUCUUGGUCCACACGGCGUCUGCGCCCAACGUUGAGGAUCCUACUGCACUGGAUGCGCUGAUCAGGACCGAGAGCUGGCAAACACUGAUGACGUUCACACGCGAGACAGCUCCCCAACGGCCGUCUACCUCCGCACCGUCGGGGUCAUCACAUACGCCUAUGGAUGAGGACAUCCCGCAGGAAGUUUACGACCAAAUUACUCGCGAAAGUGGGGGUCAGGGGGGUGGCCGUGGGAGCAUACGGAUAUGCCCGCACUGCACCUUCGAGAACGCUCAUGGCGGCAGCGAUUGUGAAGUGUGCGGGUUGCCUCUUUGA